This is a messenger RNA of Danaus chrysippus (African queen), 1233 nucleotides long. The record is from the annotation of a GenBank genome assembly. Lineage: Eukaryota; Metazoa; Arthropoda; Insecta; Lepidoptera; Nymphalidae.
AUGUUGAAGUUGUGGCUCGGGCUCGCGCUAACGGCUGACUCAUCGGCUUUAUUCAGGGAUCGUAAUAGUUUUGGGAUGAAUCUAAAAAGACCAUCGGAGCUCUACAAACACCUAAGAGUUUCCAAGAGACAUAUCCUGGGAAAAUCCCAUGAUGACGUCGUUACAUCACUCCCAAAAGACAAUGAUGCCCCAGAGCUAGAGUCACGACUUCAAUUCCAUAAACAAUUUAUGAUCGGAGCGCAAAAUAACAGAGUAGGGUUAGGAUCAAGUAGGAAAGUCCAAGAUACGGAUAUAUUGAAGUCUUUUAUUCGGCAAGACGAGAACGAUAAAUACAAGAUCCAUGCAAUGAGUUUAGAAAUGCAGAACGAUUGGUUAGACAUGGGAGAUUUUUGCAUUCCACUAGCACUAAAAUGGCGCACCCUAAUUCAUGACUGGUCGCCAGCCUUGCUAAAAUUUUAUCUCAAUGCGUUCCAGAUGACUCUCCCAGAUCAGAGUAAUUUAGUAAGAUGGGGUAAAGGUACCGAAAAAACUUGCUAUAUCUGCGGAAAGGCAGUUGGAACUGCCAAGCAUUUGCUGGUGGGAUGUAGGGUUCUCCUGGACAGCGGUCAAUACUCGCGUCGUCACGAUAGGGUUUUAGAGAUCAUACGUGAAGCGGUUAGUCUUUCGGUAGCCAGAGCGCAAAGGGAAAUAACCACAAACGAGCGAUCAAUAGGUUUUGUGAGAGAGGGCACCAGGGCUAUAAAAUCAAACGUCAAGCCUUACUCUAUCCUUAAAGCGGCUUCGGAUUGGACUAUCAUGAUGGAUACGUAUGAGAAACAAUACAAAAUCCCCGAGGAUAUUUGUGCGUCGGCCUCCAGACCAGACAUAUUUCUAUAUUCGCGUAUUUUAAAGCGCGUUGUGAUGAUAGAGCUUACGGUGCCUUGGGAAACCAACAUCCCCAAAGACCAUGCCAUCAAGGUCAAUAAGUAUUACGAGCUCACUAACGAACUAACUCGAAAUAGGUUCGUCGUUGAUUUGUACGCGGUAGAGGUGGGAGCGAGAGGUAUAACAGCUAAAUCUCUCUAUAACCUACUAAAAGACUUGGGCCUGUCCAGAACUAACAUUAAUUCAUUCUUAGAACGUACGUCGAAGGCAGCCCUAGUAGGUUCUUUUCAAAUUUGGUUAGGUAGGGAGAGGAACUUGGACAGUGGAGGUGAGCGUAUAACGCGCGUUAAUGAUAAUAAUAAAUUAUAA